CCGCGCCGGCCCCUCUGCCCCCCGCCCCGUCGCUGUGCCCCCAGCGCGGGCGCCGGCCCGGCGGGGGCUGCUCCUCGGCCCCCGCGUGGGUGUGCGGGCGUGUGCGUGUCCCCCCCCCCGCCCCGCGGGAGCUGCCCGCCGCCCGGCGCCGGCGAUGGCGCUGCUGACAGCUUCCGUGCGCAUCUGAGGCGGCAGGGGCGAGCCCGCGGCCGAGCGAGGAGAAAUGAGCCACUUCCAGCCCUGGGUCAUGUUCCUGCUCUCCCUGCUGCUGGAGUGUACAGAGGCCAAAAAACAUUGCUGGUACUUUGAAGGAUUAUAUCCUACAUAUUAUAUAUGUCGUUCCUAUGAGGAUUGCUGUGGUUCAAGAUGCUGUGUAAGAGCUCUCUCUAUCCAGCGACUAUGGUAUUUUUGGUUCCUUUUGAUGAUGGGAGUUUUGUUCUGUUGUGGAGCUGGCUUCUUCAUCCGAAGGCGGAUGUACCCUCCUCCACUGGUAGAAGAACCUACGUUUAACGUAUCUUACACCAGACAACCAGUCAACACUGCAUCAGGGUCACAACAACCUGGGGUGCCGUAUUACACAGAUCCAGGUGGACCUGUGAUGAAUCCCAUGGCUAUGGCUUUCCACGUCCAGCCCAAUUCCCCCCAAGGGAACCCAGUUUAUCCGCCUCCACCUUCCUACUCCAACACGCCACCUCCCCCCUACGAGCAGGUGGUGAAAUCCUCCACGUGAGGACUCUGUGGCUCUUGAACCUGACUGUAUGAGAAGAAGGUGCCAUUGCAAAAUGACAGAUGGAGGGCGUCUGCCCUUCUGAACACUUGCUAAUUCUCUAAAUCCUCUCUCCUUCCCUUCCCUGCACCUUUCCUCAUUAAAGUUACUUGCAAAGGGGUGAUUUUAAUAUUUUUUUUUGAUUUUGCAGUAGAAGUGGAUUUUUUCUUUUGUCUUCAAAAUGAGAAAAGUCGUCUUUGUAAUGCUUUUAAUGGAAACCUAUAUUUAAAACCUG
This is a messenger RNA of Rhea pennata, 1001 nucleotides long. It is a transcript of the gene VOPP1, whose product is annotated as VOPP1 WW domain binding protein. The transcript is spliced from 5 exons. The record is from RefSeq and is a predicted model, not a curated record. Lineage: Eukaryota; Metazoa; Chordata; Aves; Rheiformes; Rheidae. Bases 224 to 730 code for a protein of 168 amino acids. Gene Ontology annotation, cellular component: cytoplasmic vesicle membrane.